AUGUCUGCACAGAGAAUAAAUGUGCAACAACAACCAACAACUUUUGGCCCAGGAAGCUAUUGUCCACCUACAUCAUUUAAUCAAGAAGAUCAAGUGACAGAUGCAUGGCGUAGACCAAUAGCAAUGCCACCAGUUGAUUAUACCAAAACAUUUAAAAUCAAAGAAGUUGAUAUUGUUCCAAAUUUUGAUGGAAGAGCCAGUAUUGCAGCAGUUGGUCUUGUUAAUUUAUUCAGUUCAAAUAGUGAUGGUUAUGAUCCAGCAUUGGGAAAACUGGAACAUCAAAUUAACCAGAAAAUGUUGGCAAUAAUCAAGAAACUUCAUGAUGAUUUAUAUGAAGUAAGAUCCGAAAUUGAAUCCGAAAGAAUUAUGACCAUGUUGAAUAUUAAGUUCAGCGAAUCCCAAAGCCAAAUACAUCAAGUAUUUAACCCGGAAAAUGCAAAAUUUGCAUCGUCAUUGGAAUUGCUAUUUCCCGGAAUAACAAUGGGAGAAGAUACUCCUAAGAAGUAUUGGCAUAUGGAAAGUUGCAAAAUGAUAAACGCAGCUAUGGGAAGAAAGACAAAAUUGGUCAUAAAUAUUAACGGAAUUCGGAUUGACGAAGAUUAUACGUUAUUGCGAGCUGACCCUUUCCAGAUUGCAGUAACGGAACCAAAGAAUUUGACUGGACAUGAAGAGGUGUGUUUUUCGAAAUAUUUUGGUCCUCAGUAUGUGGUUUAUCAAGAAAAAACGGGAUGUUCAGCAGAGAUAAUUUUUGAUCCGAUAGAAGAACAUCAGACACCGUUUGUUUUCCACUCACCAGCUUGCAGACAUGCUAUGAAGUCUGUAGUAAAACAGUGGAAGAAAACCAAAUGUAUGCCACAAGAUCAGAUCAUACCCGAGGAGAUUGUCCAGGUCAAAAUGGAUAAUGAAUUCGUAUACUAUUAUUGUUAUACCCAGAACACAACAAUUAUGGGUAACGAAGAAAAGUGUGCAAAUAAAAUCUAUAAGAUCAAGAAGGGGAAAAAUGUAACCAUUAACCAUCAAAUUAUAAAGUUCCACAAGGUCAGGAUGGAACUGUUCACGAACAUAGAUACUGAUCUCACAGAUGCGGUGAACAACAAAAUUUUCCGACAGGACGACGCCGAGAUCGCGUUGAAUCAUCUAGAGAAAAUGAUUCAACAAGAAGAUCAACUAGUGGUUAAAAUCACUAGUUCAUAUCUACGGUAUUACUUAUUGUGGACUGCUGCAAUUGUUGCAAGUGUGGCAUUACUGAUUGCAUUAUGUUACAUAUUCUAUCAGUGGAAGAAGUCCGUAAGAUACCGCACGAUGCGUCGAGAAAGGCUGGAAAAUGCCUUACGCAGUGAGAUGAUCAGCAUGACUCAAGCAUAGGAGUAGUCAUGGAUUCAGUCCAGAGGGGAUGAAGGAAUUGUACAGUGAAUGAUAGACAAUCGAUUCAGAAUCUGUAUAUAAAGCAAUGAACCUCUCUUGGAAGAAUUAUU
Messenger RNA from Dermatophagoides pteronyssinus (European house dust mite), 1475 nucleotides. RefSeq lists its product as uncharacterized. The record is from RefSeq and is a predicted model, not a curated record. NCBI's taxonomy places the organism in Eukaryota, Metazoa, Arthropoda, Arachnida, Sarcoptiformes, Pyroglyphidae.